AUGGUUGUUGAUUUAGGGUAUCGGAUAAAGCAUGAAUACGAGCGACUGAAAAAGCCGUCGUAUUUAUUAACGUUGCUCGAUAGUUACUCGCCGCAAGACGUUGUUAAUCAAAUUAAAAGCUUAUAUUUACCGAACCAAAAUGAAAAUGAUCAGCAAAAUAAUGAGAAACGAAAACCUUUGUCACAGUCUGAAUUAGCUGAUCAAUUGUUAAAUGAACAUAGAGUUAAGCUCGAUGAUUUUACAGCAAAUUGCGCAACAUUGAAAAAAGCCAUUAAAUCAGCUGCUGGUAUAAAAAUGUUAGGAAAAAAAAAGCCAACUGAAUGGGAUAGAAAGAAUAAGAAAGUCUCCGUUGUUAAAAAGAAAACGAUUAAACCGUGUGAUGGAAAAGUACGUCUUGAAACUCUUGUAGAAGAAAAACAUUAA
Molecule: messenger RNA, 423 nt
Organism: Didymodactylos carnosus
Lineage: Eukaryota; Metazoa; Rotifera; Eurotatoria; Philodinida; Philodinidae
Source: the annotation of a GenBank genome assembly